Linum trigynum is the source of this 210-nucleotide messenger RNA. The record is from the annotation of a GenBank genome assembly. NCBI's taxonomy places the organism in Eukaryota, Viridiplantae, Streptophyta, Magnoliopsida, Malpighiales, Linaceae.
AUGUGUGUAAAUAUUCUCAAUUUUGUUCCUGCUAUUGAUAACAAGGAUGGUAUUACUAGCAUUCCUUAUGCCACUCUGGUGACCACGUUCCUCAAAAAAGCUGGUGUGGAGCUUGCUACUUAUCCAUCCUCUGGUGGCAUUUCUGUGUAUCAUCCUGUUGCCGCCAUCAUUGAAGAUCUCCGAGACCCAGUACAAGAUGAUCAGCAAUGA